UUUUUAGAACUCGAUUAGGCAUAAUCUAUCGCUGCAUCAUUGCUUUCGCAACCGUAAACGUGAAGAAAAGGGCAAGGGAGGAUAUUGGGAACUAGGAGUGGAUCCAAGAAAAUGUGAUAGAAAACGGAUAAGAAAUCGCAAAUCAACCAACUCAAAGUCAAACCAUUCCUCGCCAGAGACUAAGCACUGUCAAACAUUAUUAACAAAAUGCCAGUUAUCCAAUUCGAAAAAUACCGGAGGUCCUCAUGACCGGUCUCCAAACCUCUCAUCAUAUUAUAUGGUAAACGAGAAGGCACAAAUAUCUAGCCCUAACAAUAAUAGUGCUGAACAAGAUGUACAAUUGGGUUCCCUGACCGUAACUGAAGUAGAGUUAAGCCUAGGUGAUGGGCUGACAUUAUCAAACUGUUCACACGAUCAUGACGCCACUUUUCUAUACCCAGAUACUUCGUUCAUCCGUUCAAAUAAUGAAGCUAUUCUACCGCAACAAUGUGAGCUAGGCACCAUUAUAAUUAGCACCACGGGUAUUAUCGAUAACCCAUCAUGCCUAAAUAGUAUAAUCAAUAAUAAGUUGGGCUGUUCUAGUAUGAUCUAUACCGAGGAUGAGAUUACAACAGCUAGUGAGAAUGUUAUAUCGCCAAAUAAAAUGGAUUCCAAUAUAGAAACUAAUAUAAAAUUGAUAGCACCUACCACCUCCAACUCUGAGAUCACGAGCAGCGUUACCAUUAAUUAUGACUGCUCCAAUUUUCGACCAUACAUUGACUGCAUUGACGAGUCAUAUAAUUACCUACAUAGCAAUGAGUUAAAUCGCAAUGAUGAUAUUUUAGAUAACCUUCUGGACGUCUGUCCUAGAGAAUAUUGAAUGACAAAUAUCGCCAAAUAAAAAUGUAAACUUCUUUUAAUACAGCGAUCAGUUGACU
Molecule: messenger RNA, 917 nt
Organism: Drosophila navojoa
Lineage: Eukaryota; Metazoa; Arthropoda; Insecta; Diptera; Drosophilidae
Biological process (GO): cell differentiation; regulation of transcription by RNA polymerase II; anatomical structure morphogenesis
Molecular function (GO): RNA polymerase II cis-regulatory region sequence-specific DNA binding; DNA-binding transcription factor activity, RNA polymerase II-specific
Source: RefSeq, a predicted model, not a curated record